This is a messenger RNA of Emericellopsis atlantica, 1343 nucleotides long. RefSeq names its product enoyl-CoA hydratase/isomerase. The transcript has a single exon. The record is from RefSeq and is a predicted model, not a curated record. NCBI's taxonomy places the organism in Eukaryota, Fungi, Ascomycota, Sordariomycetes, Hypocreales, Bionectriaceae. The coding region runs from base 100 to 1008 and encodes 302 amino acids.
GCAGCCGUGUAAGUCAGUAAUUAUAACGACAGCCCAGGUCGUUCAUCACAAACAAAAUCAAGCCAUCAUCAUAUCCACUAGACCUCACCCAAACCAAGCAUGCCAGACCUCCCCCCCAGCUACAGCGCCCUCUCCCUCCCCGGCAUCCUCCUCUCCCACCACCCUGCCUCCUCUCCCACGCCGACACCAGUCAUCAUCCUCUCCCUGCACCGCCCAGCCGCCCGCAACGGCUUCACCGACGAGCUCGCGGCCUCCCUCAUCACGGCCUUUGACACGCUCUCCCGCGAUGACAGGGUCAAGGCCAUUGUGCUCACCUCCUCCGACGAGGCCAACAGGAUCUUCUGCGCCGGCAUGGACUUCAACGCCAAGGGCGACCGCAUCGGCCCAACACGCCGCGAGCACCGCGAUGGCGGCGGCACCGUCACCCUGGCCAUGCACAACUGCCACAAGCCCAUCAUCGCCGCCAUCAACGGCAGCGCCGUGGGCGUGGGCAUCACCAUGACCCUACCCUCCGCGAUACGCGUCGCCAGCCAGGACGCCAAGAUUGGCUUCGUCUUUGCGCAGCGCGGCUUCAACAUGGAGGCCUGCUCGUCCUUUUACCUCCCGCGGCUCGUGGGCACGUCGCGGGCGUUGCACCUCGUCACCACGGGCGCCGUGUACCCGGCCACGUCGCCGCUCUUCUCGGAGCUGUUCAGCGACGUCGUGCCCGCGGACGAGGUCCUGCCCACGGCGCUCGGGUACGCCGAGGGCAUCGCGCGCAACGUGAGCACGGUGGCGGCGCGGGUGAUGCGGGACAUGAUCUACCGGGGCCCGCGCUCGCCUGAGGAGGCGCAUCUGCUGGAGAGCAGGGUCUUCUUUGACCUGUACAAUGGGGCGGACAGCAAGGAGGGCGUCGGGAGCUUCCUCGAGAAGAGGGCGCCCAAGUUCGAGAUGAGCAUAGAGAGGGAUGCACCGGGCGCGUGGCCGUGGUGGGAUGCGCUCGAUGUCAAGUCCAAGGCGAAGCUGUAGGCUGGCUGUAGAAAUGCCCUCACUCCAUGUCUCUGGCAAAGUGCUUCGAGAUUUCAAGGGGACUUCUGAGGGCAGACGCCAUGUCUGAGGCCAUGCCUCGUGGGCAUAUAGGAUACAAAUUCUUGUAGAUAUGUAUUGAUGUUCGUCCUGAGGAAAUUCUGAGGAGCUUCUGCCACCGGAAUAUUGGGGGCACUGUGCUGGGCACAUGGCGGAGUGGCAGCUUGUGCCUUGUGGCAUCCUCACUUACUAGAUCGACCAUACCUGAUGAGGUGCAAGGUAUGACCUCAAAUGUGUCUGUCAAAAAUUGUCACAAUAGUAGAUAGUGCUACUAAUAA